Messenger RNA from Pocillopora verrucosa, 1349 nucleotides. The record is from RefSeq and is a predicted model, not a curated record. NCBI's taxonomy places the organism in Eukaryota, Metazoa, Cnidaria, Anthozoa, Scleractinia, Pocilloporidae.
AUUAUUUAGUCAAGUUUUUGAUAGUAUGUAUAGAGCACGUUGGUCUAGUAAGUUGAUACUAAAACACCAACCACCGUCACUCGAUUCAGCUUCGUUUUUGUAAGACAAUGUUGAAUGCCUCUGAUCCAAAUUACGAUUUUUAUCUGACGAUAAUCGUGGACAAAGCAUACUGGUCGAGUUUGGCUGCAGCAGGAUUCAUUUUAGCGAGUAUCAUUAUUAUAGCAAAUUCAGCCCUGCUCUUCACGACAUAUAAAGAUCCUCAAAAGUCGCUCCGAAAAUUACCUGCGGUUUUACUGAUCACAAAUUUGAGCCUGUCUGAUCUUCUGUUGGGGUCUUUGAAUGUUUUCCUGGUUGCUUUGAGAGAUGUGUUUCGAUCUAGACUCGAACACAUACCUCACAUUGUGGUUUUUAAGUCGAUCGUGUACACAGUGCUCUCUACGACUCUAUUUGUAAGCAGUUAUUCCAUUAUCGCCAUGUCAAUAGCUUGUUACGUAGCGAUCAACUCUCCCGUGGAUUACAAAUCAAUUAUUACAAAGGGAAGACUCAAGGUGUUUAUCGCUGUAUUAUGGUUUGCAUCCAUCGCAAUGUGUUCACUUCCUCUAACUCGCUUAUCAGAGGAAACGUACACACUUAUAUACCUUCAUACUCACAUUUCUCUGCCUGCCGUAUUUUUAACGUUCAUCUACGCCAACGUUUUCCUCUCUCUCGUUUCUCAAACGCGUGAACUUCAAACUGGUGGGUACGAUUCUGUCGCGAGGUACUCCUUAGAACGUGAGAGACGAAUGGCCAUUACAAUUGCAAUCAUUCUAGCGUUGUUUUACAUCACAUAUAUUCCACAAUACGUCACUCUUCAUUUGUUGUACUUUUGCAAUCGCUGCCAGCAAUCGGUAACUUUUCACAAGAUCGACGUAGCGUCUUCCAGAUUUUUGUACAUAAAUUCGGCCAUAAAUCCCUUCAUCUACGCUUGGAGAGUCUCCCAGUAUCGCCGAGCGUUUUUACAAGUUUGGCAGAGUUUUUUCGGAACCUCAGGAGCUACUUCACAAUCUUCAUCGUCGCUCAACUCGACGCAGAGACGUACUGCUUUUAGUGCACACAGUCCAGGGAUAGGGAGACCUUUGUAUGGCAAGGCAAAGGCUGAUUGUGAAAGAUGUGGAACAACCAGCGUUUGAAAUGCGAAAAGGGUAACAUUCGUUAAUCACUUAUUGAUGACAGAUUUUAGGAUGGAGUUGAUUUACAGUAAAAAGUUCCCGUUUUUUCCAGCACUGUUUUAGUUCAAUGAUUGCCUAAGCGAGAAGGAUAUCGAACCCUGCUAGCUCGACACACCGAGAAGCUCGAGUUAGCAGACUGAA